UCUGUCUGUUUGAAGUAUUCUGUUUACUCUGUGGGCAACAAAGGUCAUGUUUUAGCUCUUUUUAGUGCAUUUAACAUAUUCUAGGACUAGGAAUAGUCGCCAGGGCUGUCAGGACUCUGGUGUUCCUUCAAAAAAUCCUAAACUCAGUGGUUUCCAAAAUGAAUCUCCUCUACUUUACCACAAGUUUGCUACUAAUUUCUUCAGCAUUAUGUGGUGUUAAAGACCUAAGUGAUCAUUAUGAGAGCAGAAAUGGAGCUGUGGGAGCACGAAGUGUUUCACCCCAAAAUGCAAAAAGCCUUCAGGAUGACACUGUGACCAACGACCUUAUUUCUGGAGGAGAAGAUGAAGAAGACUAUCUAGAUUUUGACAAAAUACUUGGUGAAGGUGAAGAUGAAGAUUAUACAGACAUCAUUGAUGUUCUACCAGAGAUCAAGAGCACUGAAAAAAUACCAGGGAAUAUAUAUGAACUUUUCCCAGGAAAAACAAGGAUUCAAAGGCUGAACAUAAUCAAUGCCAAUUUUGGCUUUAAUCUUUAUCGGGCCGUAAAAGAAACCACAAAUGCAACAGAAAACAUCCUAUUAGCACCGGUCGGUGUAUCUACAGCACUGGCAACAGUGUCACUGGGUACAAAAGGGCAAUCUCAGAGCCAAAUUCUAUCUACUUUAGGCUUCAAGGAGUUUAUUAAUGCUAGUUCAAAAUAUGAAAUCUUCACAAUUCAUGAAGUCUUUCGUAAAUUAACUCACAGACUCUUCCGCAGAAACUUUGGGUAUACUUUAAGAGCAGUUAGUGACCUCUACAUAGAAAAAGACUUUGCCAUUAGGGAGGACUUUCAGAAUAACUUGAAAAACUACUACUUUGCAGAGGCUCAGAUUGGCAACUUUGAUGAUAAAGCAUUCCUCAGUAAGAUCAACCAACGCAUUCACAAGCUCACCAAAGGCCUGAUUAAAGAAGCACUCUCAGAGCUAAGCCCAGAUCUUCUGUUGUUACUUGUAAACUGCAUCUACUUCAAAGGAACUUGGGAGAAUAAGUUUCCAGCAGAGUAUACCCAUAAUGCAAAUUUUCGUGUAAGUGACAAAGAAGUUGUGAAAGUGUCCAUGAUGAAAACCAAGGGAAACUUCUUAGUAGCUGUAGAUUCUGAGCUGGACUGUGAUGUUCUGCAGCUGCCAUAUGUUGGCAACAUCAGCAUGCUAAUAGCUAUGCCACAUAAACUGUCUGGCAUGAAACUCCUUGAGAAGCAGCUCAAUUCACAUGUGGUAGAAAAAUGGCAGAAAAUUAUGACAAACAGGACAAGGGAUAUUUAUCUUCCUCGCUUCAAGCUGGAAAAGAACUAUAACUUAAAGGAUGUUCUCAGCAACAUGGGAGUAAAGGAUGUGUUCACUAACAAGGCAGACUUCUCAGGCAUUACUAAUGAAGAUAUCAACAUUGGCCUGUUUCAACAACAAGGCAGCAUCACCGUGAACGAAGAGGGAACACAAGCUGCUAGUCUUACCACCGUGGGCUUUACGCCACUUUCCGUACAGACGCGAUUUAUGGUGGAUCGUCCCUUCAUUUUUUUAAUCUAUGAACAUCGCACAAAUUGCCUUAUUUUCUGUGGAAGAGUGUCCAACCCCACCAAGUCUUGAACUGGUCUCACAACUAAGCACUGGGCUUUAUAAUUUUACUAUUUAUAUAACUGAGAAGGGCAACUACAUAUGAAAUGCCUACUCAGCAUGCUCAUUAGACAGAAGUGUAAAAUAGUCUUUAUGAGUAACAGCACACACAGAAUUAUAGAUUCAGUUGCUAAAACUUUCACCUUUGUCAAAAUGUAUAAUGACCUUAAAAAUGUAGAAUUCAAUUGUAUUUGCUCGAGUGUCAUAUGGGAAACAGAUUUGUCACUUUGCAAUACAGACCUGUUUAUUAGAGACACUUGUUUGCAAAAAAGCCAAGCUGUUUUAGUAUUAUUGUGAAGUGUUCAAAACAUUUUUUAAAACUCUGCUAAUAAUAAAAGUCUUCCAUCUA
Rana temporaria (common frog) is the source of this 1998-nucleotide messenger RNA. It is a transcript of the gene SERPIND1, whose product is annotated as serpin family D member 1. Bases 159 to 1622 code for a protein of 487 amino acids. NCBI's taxonomy places the organism in Eukaryota, Metazoa, Chordata, Amphibia, Anura, Ranidae. Gene Ontology annotation, biological process: negative regulation of endopeptidase activity; blood coagulation. The transcript has 5 exons. The record is from RefSeq and is a predicted model, not a curated record. Gene Ontology annotation, molecular function: serine-type endopeptidase inhibitor activity.